AUGGCGCAUUAUUGGCUGAUUGGGUUGUUGGAAUGCAUUCCAGUGAGAAUUCCUGUACUCAAAUCGUCACCCAUCUUGAAGUUAAUCAAACGGACAGGCGACAGCCGGCCCUCCGACUCUCCGUCCUCUGUUUCGAUAAUACCCCGCCGACGUCGCCCCAAGGAUUCAGGUUCGGUCGCCAUGGCGGGAUCUCUGCGGCCUCAUAUUCUCCUGCUCCUCUUCCUCAUCGUCCUCGCUUCGAUCUCUUCGUGUAUGGCGGAGAUUAAGAACCUAAAGAUCUCCUCCGACUUCCGGGCGAUCAUCCUGUUCGAGAAGUUCGGCUUUACCCGGCGUGGCGAGGUGGCCGUUGCUGUUUCCGACGUCUCCAUCUCCUCCACCCUCGGCGCCCCCGACCACUCCCUCCUUGGCUUCUUCCUCCCCUCCGACGAGGGCCUCAUCCAGGCGGCUUACGAUUCCCGGCAUGGCCGCAGCUCCUACUCUGACACUAAGCCUAGCCCCAAUCCUGGAUGCGUCCUCCAUAGCUCCUACGUCCGCCUCCUCUUCACCUUCGAUGUACUCUCCCCGGCGCCCUCAGCCACAUUAAACCGCUCCUUCCCCAUCCCCUACCCGGACGAGUACAGCCUCUUCUUCGCCAACUGCGCCCCAGAGACCGCGGUCACCAUGUCCGUCCGCACCGAGAUGUACAACACCCGUCCCGAUGGUUCCCGUGACUACCUCUCCGUCGGCCAGUCCCCCGUUCCCUCCCUGUACACCUUCUUCGCCGCCGCCUAUGCCGCCUUCUUCGUCGUGUGGAUCCACCUCGCCCUUUUCAAGAACCGCCUCGCCGCCCACCGGCUCCACCACCUCAUGGCCGGUCUCCUCUUCACCAAGGCUCUCAACCUCAUCUUUGCCGCCGAGGACCAGCACUACAUCCGCCAGACCGGCACCCCCCACGGGUGGGACGUCCUCUUCUACCUCUUCCAAUUCCUGAAAGGCGUCCUCUUGUUCACCGUCAUCGUCCUCAUCGGCACCGGAUGGUCCUUCCUCAAGCGCUUCCUCCAGGAGCGAGAGAAGAAGGUGCUCAUGAUCGUGAUCCCGCUCCAGGUCGUCGCCAACAUCGCGUCGGUCGUGAUAGGCGAGACCGGACCCUUCAUCCGGGACUGGGUAUCCUGGAAUCGGGUCCUCCUCCUCAUCGAUGUCAUCUGCUGCUGUGCCAUCCUGUUCCCCAUCAUCUGGUCAAUCAGAUCGCUGCGCGAGGCUUCAAAGACGGACGGGAAGGCCGCGAGAUACGUUGCCAAGCUCACUCUUUUCCGGCAGUUCUACACUGUGGUGAUCGGGUAUCUGUACUUCACGAGGGUUGUGGUGUACGCGCUGACGACGAUCCCGUCUUACAAGUAUCGGUGGGUCAGCGUGGCAGCCGAAGAGACAGCGAGUCUCGCCUUCUACAUCUUCAUGUUUUACAGGUUUAGGCCGGUGGAGAAGAACCACUACUUUGCGCUCGAUGACGAAGAGGAAGAGGCCGCGGAGAUGGUGCUGCUUCGCGACGAAGAAUUCGAACUUUGAAUGACAGUGAAUUCCCAGUAUGCCUGUAUGGGAAUGCUGUAAUAUGGAUAAAAAACUUUAGUUAUAAUUUUGGACGUUUCAUCUUUAUCUCCUUUUAUUUAAGCAUCUGAGUUAUCUUA
Molecule: messenger RNA, 1661 nt
Organism: Musa acuminata AAA Group (dessert banana)
Lineage: Eukaryota; Viridiplantae; Streptophyta; Magnoliopsida; Zingiberales; Musaceae
Product: protein CANDIDATE G-PROTEIN COUPLED RECEPTOR 7-like
Exons: 1
Coding region: 1-1542 (513 amino acids)
Biological process (GO): transport
Cellular component (GO): membrane; Golgi apparatus
Source: RefSeq, a predicted model, not a curated record